CACACACACACACACACACACACACACACACACCCUGUCGCGGUAACAUCAGGUAAAUGAGAAGUGACUGGGAGGACGGGCGAGGGAACAGACGCUACUGCAGUUCUGCAGGUUUCUGUGAAACUGGACAAUCAGCUCAGAAGUGGAGUCACUUCACUUGUGGAGAGUCACUUUUGAACUUUCACUCAGAGUUACGGCUUCUUGGACAUCAGUCUGCCGGAUAUUUGGACCUUUCCUUAUAAUUUGGAACAUGUGAGGAGGUUUUCUAUGCCAUGUUGGAUCGGAGACAGCAGUUUGAGGGGAAAGUAAACAAUCAGACCACAGCUGGAAAAUGACUUCACACCCGGUGACAUAAGUGAGGAUCACAAAGACGAUACGUGUCAUAACCAUGACGUCCACGGGGAAACAGCCUCGGGGCCUCGCCGCUCUGUUUCCGUGCUGCUACAGAGAAAGUGACCAACCGGAAAUCACCUACUGCCAUGAAAACGUCAUGCAGAUGGAGCCCACCAUACCCAUGCCCCCCCUCCAGGAGCUCGACGCCAAGUUCACCGAAGUGGUGGAUGAACUUGGGCUCCCAGAGCAGCAAAGAGCGGCAAUGUUUGCUAUGCCAGCAGAAAAGAAGUGGCAGAUUUACUGCAGUAGGAAAAUGGAAGCAGACGAGGAAAAAGCAGCAACAAGCUACCCUCAAUUCUACAUCAACCAGCUCAACACAAUGGCCAUUAUGAAGCCUGUGUUGGCGUUGGAUGAAGAAGAACAAUCCAGGCUGAAGAAUGUCAAUGGUCUGAAAACAGCUCUGCGGACUCAGCCAAUAAGAUUCGUGACCGGCUUCCUUGAGCAAGAUGGCCUCUCCUGCAUUCUAAACUUCCUUAAGUCCAUGGACUAUGAGACGGUCGAAUCCCCGGUCCACACAUCGCUGAUUGGCUGCAUCAAGGCCCUGAUGAACAGCUCUGAGGGCAGAACCCACGUCUUGGAACACCCAGAGAGCAUCAACAUCAUUGCUCAAAGUCUAGUUGCGGAAAACAUCAAAACCAAGGUGGCAGUCUUGGAGAUCCUCGGUGCUGUGUGUCUGGUUCCAGGAGGCCAUAAGAAAGUCCUGGAGUCCAUGCUGCACUACCAGACCUUUGCCUCAGAGAGGACUCGCUUCCAGAACCUGAUGAUGGACCUGGACCGGUCCACAGGUCGCAACAGGGACGAUGUCAGCCUGAAGACGGCCAUCAUGUUCUUCGUCAAUGCUGUACUCAGUCAGGGAGCAGGAGAGACCAGUCUGGAGUUCCGGAUCCAUCUGCGUUAUGAAUUUCUGAUGUUGGGUAUCCAGCCAAUCAUGGACAAGCUUCGGUCCCAUGAAAACAUCACCCUGGACAGGCACAUAGACUUUUUUGAGCUGCUGAGAAACGAAGAUGAGCUUCAGAUGUCUAAACGCUUCGAUGGCAUCCACAUCAACACCAAGAGUGCAAACCAGAUGUUUGAUGCGAUCAAGGGUAAACUAAGCCAUACUGAAGCUUACCCUCACUUGCUGUCUGCUCUCCAGCACUGUCUCAUGAUGCCAUACAAUAGGAACAGGACAAUGCUUCAGUACUGGGUGCUAUUGGACCGGAUCAUUCAGCAGCUGGUUCUGCAAACAGAUAAAGGGGAAGACCCAGAUGUGGCCCCGCUGGAGGAUUUCAAUGUAAAGAAUAUUGUGCGCAUGCUGGUAAAGGAAAACGAGGUUAACCAGUGGAAGGAACAAGCAGAUCAAAUGCGAAAAGAGCAUCAGAAGCUGCAGCAACGCUUGGAGAAGAAAGAGAAUGAGUGUGAAGUCAAGAAUAAGGAGAAAGAAGACAUUAUGGAGACUCUGAACAAGAUGAAAAACAAGUUAGAGAAAGAGCGCAACGAGCACACACAAGCUAAACAACAAGUGGUGGAAUUGACUGCUCGUCUGCAGCAGCUCAGUUCUAGCUCAGGUGUUCCAGGAGGACCUCCAAUCACCUCUGGUGGUUUUCUUUCAUCUGUUUCAACCCCUGGUUCUCCUGCUCCUCCACCACUGCCUCCUCCGGGAGGUCCCCCUGCCUUUGGAGUAGCCCCUCCUCCUCCGCCUCCUCCUCCACCUCCUCCUCCUCCUCCAGGACUUGCUUUGGGGGUGACAGAAAAGAAGAAAAACAUCCCCCAGCCGUCCAGCCCACUGAAGUCCUUCAACUGGAGCAAACUACCAGAGACCAAGAUAGCAGGAACCAUCUGGAAAGACAUCGACGAUCGGGAUGUGUUCAAAGAUCUGGAUCUGGGGGAGUUUCAGACGACUUUCUCAGCUUACCAGCGUCCUACAAAAGAUACUGGAGAUGCUGAGUCUGUUAAAAAAGUCAAGGAGCUGUCGGUGAUUGAUGGCCGCCGAGCGCAGAACUGCAACAUCCUGCUGUCACGACUGAAGAUGACCAACGAGGAGAUCUGCCAGGCCGUCCUCAGCAUGGAUGAUCAGGAGGAGUUGCCCAAAGACAUGUUGGACCAGCUGUUGAGGUUUGUACCUGAGAAGAGUGACGUGGAUCUUUUAGAGGAACACAAACACGAGCUGGAGAGGAUGGCUCGAGCUGACCGCUUCCUUUAUGACAUGAGCAGAAUCAACCACUACCAGCAGAGACUUCAGGCUCUUCACUUCAAGAAGAAAUUCACCGACCGAAUGGCCGAGGUUACACCAAAAAUCAGAGCUCUCAGUCUUGCCUCCACGGAGGUGGUUCACAGUCAGGCUCUCCGCCAGCUCCUGCAGGUGGUCCUGGCCCUUGGGAACUACAUGAAUAAAGGUCAACGAGGAAAUGCCUACGGAUUCAAAGUCUCUAGCCUCAACAAGAUGAUUGAUACCAAAUCCAGCAAUGACAGAAACAUCACUCUGCUGCACUACAUGAUCACUGUGCUGGAGAAGAAGUUUCCUGCAGCCGCAUCUUUCAGCAAGGAGCUGCAGAGCGUUCCAGAAGCUUCUAAAGUCAACAUGACCGAGUUGGAGAAGGAAAUCAACACUUUAAGGUCUGGCCUGAAGAGCAUUGAGGCGGAGCUGGAGUACCAGCAGACCCAGUCCUCCAAGCGUCCAGUCGAUAAGUUUGUUUCUGUGGUCAGUCAGUUCAUCACCGUCGCUUCCUUCAGCUUCUCAGAUGUGGAAGAUCAACUGCGAGAGGCUAAAGACCUGUUUGUAAAGGCCCUGACGCACUUUGGGGAGGACCCAUCCAACCAGCAGCCAGAUGACUUCUUCGGGAUCUUCAACAGUUUCCUCUUGGCAUACUCUGAAGCCAAGCAGGAAAACGAGGACAUUGUCCGACGCCAGGAGGAGGAGAAGAAACGGGCACUCAUGGAGGCUCAGAUGAAGAAAGACCGGGAGCAGAGGAUGAAGAAGGCUAAGGCAGUUGAAGAAGAGGAAGGAGGAGAGUUUGAUGACCUGGUGUCUGCACUGCGCUCAGGAGAGGUCUUUGAAAAAGACGUGUCCAAACUGAACAAGAAAAAGCAGCGCAAACCCAAAGACACUGGCAGCAGAGCAAGACCAAUGUCCAACCUGAACCAGUACCAGGACAGGUAAUGACCAGUACUGGUUCACUGGGACUUGAGCUAAACCACUUCUAGGAUACCUAGUUCUGGUUCAGUGGAACUGGCACUAAACAUCAGGAUGACCCAUGACCAACACCCGUUCACUGGGACUGGGGAUGAACCAGAACCAGUAAAGUUUAUAUUCAGUAUUGAUUCACUGGGACUAAAACCAAACGAGUACUAGGAAUAGUUUCUGAACAGGAGGAGCUAAUUGGGACCAGAACUGAUCCAGUACCAGUUGAUAACCAACAGCACUGGGACUGGGAUGUAAUAAGAAUCAGGUAAGCCCACUGGGACAGAAACCUGUGAAAACAGCUUUAACCCUGAGAAAAUGCUUGAUGGCCCAAGUGGCUGAAAGUGAAAGAUACAGAAAGUCAUCUUGGUUUGUUUGUUUGUUGAUUAAAAAACCACCGUUGGCCAUUUUUCCUGAAACUCAUUUUCUUUACAUUUCACCUUUAAACAAACCCAGAAAGAGUUGAAACAUUCCCAUCAUCUCAUAUUUCUCUGCAGCCUGAAAACACUUUCAUCACACAAAUAAAGUUUAAAAGAUUCAGAAGAGACUAAAGCUGGAGACACGCGAUACAAUUUUUUGCCGGAUCUGGACGCUUGUCGGUUUGUUUGAGGAUGCUUGGUGUAUUUAGACAAGUUUAAUAAACGGAUUAAAAGGAGGUUUUGGUGCACCAAAGUCUGCAUUUGAGUAAAAAUUGUUGGACAGAUUUGGUCCUAUUUACUAUGAAAAGAGAAUGUAAAAUGUUUGGUUAUUAAAAGACAAAUACUUUCUCAACAUUUUCAAUUGUAAGAAGAUUUAAAGUUGUCUGUAAUAUAUUUGCAGCUAUAUUUGCUAAUUACAAAUAAAAAGUCUCCAUCUGCACCAACCACCUGUGUUGGUGGGCUAAACCAUUCUUGAAUUGCAGUUGGGAGCUGCACAGAAUAAGUCCAGGGUUUGCAAAUAGACCCCACUUUGGACACCCUUGGAUUAGAUAAUCUGAUAAAUCCUUUUAUGUGGGAUUCGUCAGUAGGUGAAGUAAUUAGGUAAGUGAUCCCCAGUCUUUCAGUCAUGAAACUAGAACUAGAAAAGUUGUGUAGUGUGUCCCCAGCUUUAGACCCGCUACUUCACCCGACAGUGAAACAGCUGUUUCUGCUUAUUCAGGAGUAUGUUUCUUCUUUUUAUUUACUAUUUAUUGUUCGUUAAAGCACUUAGUCAUAAUUUUUGUGGCUCCGAACCCAGUGCAAUCUGAGAUGUAAAGAGUGACCUGUUAUUCUGAAAGGGAUGUGCAAUAACAGUUGAUUAUUAAUGCGUAUUUAUCUGCGAUUAAUGUAAUGAAAAAAUAUCCCCAAAUGGUGAUUUUUUGCAACAUUAACUAAUUUAAAUAUAGAAAAAAAUCAUAUAUUUAAAUAAUCUGCUGUAUAUAAUCAGUGUUGUAUAAAUGUGUUGUCCUCAAGUAAGAUUUUAAACUUGUUCUUGUAAUGAUUUACAACUGUUUCUAAAGUUCAACAGUGAACAAUAGUAAUGUGUAUUCUGUUUCUCUAUGAAUAACUUCCAAAAAUAAUAAAGUCUGUAUGAAAUAAAAA
Fundulus heteroclitus (mummichog) is the source of this 5112-nucleotide messenger RNA. RefSeq names its product dishevelled associated activator of morphogenesis 1a (gene daam1a). Gene Ontology annotation, molecular function: actin binding; small GTPase binding. Lineage: Eukaryota; Metazoa; Chordata; Actinopteri; Cyprinodontiformes; Fundulidae. The record is from RefSeq and is a predicted model, not a curated record. Gene Ontology annotation, biological process: actin cytoskeleton organization. The transcript is spliced from 26 exons. Gene Ontology annotation, cellular component: stress fiber. Bases 389 to 3532 code for a protein of 1047 amino acids.